Messenger RNA from Entamoeba dispar SAW760, 324 nucleotides. Its product is annotated as 60S ribosomal protein L10A-2, putative. The transcript is spliced from 2 exons. The record is from RefSeq and is a predicted model, not a curated record. Bases 1 to 324 code for a protein of 107 amino acids. NCBI's taxonomy places the organism in Eukaryota, Evosea, Mastigamoebida, Endamoebidae.
AUGUCCAAAGUCUCAAGCGCUGUUUUACGUCAAGGUAUUCUUGGUCCAGGACUUAACAAGGCUGGUAAAUUCCCAACCCUUCUUGGAAAGAAUGAAGAUCUUAAAGUUAAAAUUAAUGAACUUCAAUGCCAAGUUAAAUUCCAAUUAAAGAAAGUCUUGUGCAUGGGUGUUGCUGUUGGAAAUGUUAAAUUAACUGAAGACCAAUUAGUUGCUAACAUUGAAAGAUCAAUCUCAUUCUUAGUUUCACUUCUUAAGAAAGGAUGGCAAAACAUUAAAUGUCUUUACAUUAAGAGUUCUAUGGGUGCACCAAUUAAGAUCUAUUAA